Messenger RNA from Babjeviella inositovora NRRL Y-12698, 1550 nucleotides. RefSeq lists its product as uncharacterized. The record is from RefSeq and is a predicted model, not a curated record. The transcript has a single exon. The coding region runs from base 172 to 1422 and encodes 416 amino acids. NCBI's taxonomy places the organism in Eukaryota, Fungi, Ascomycota, Pichiomycetes, Serinales.
UUUGCUAGCCUGAUUUGCUAGUUGUUAUCCUCUUUCACACCUCUUUCACACAUUGGAAGCAGCCUUAAUCACUCUCUUCCGCAAUUUUGUGAUCCUUCAUACGUCCGCAAUCGGAAACAUCAUACCCACCGCGCCGUAACCCAUCGAUUAGCCCUUCCGUGUAACCACGCCAUGAGUACAGACGAUUUCCACAGCAUCGCGCCAAACGACUUGAAGGGCCAGCCGCACUUGAGCUACAAUAUCGUGCACAACCCUGACGGUACGUCCCACGCGACCGUCAUACAAAUGAACCGCGAGCCCGGCGGCGUGCGCGAGGGCCAUAUCAAACACCACUUCUACAACGAAAAUAUUGCCGCGCUCUUGCGCAUAGUCACGGCGCAAAACCCGUUUCACGAUGACAGUAAGUGGGAUGCCGUGUCGCAGCAGUACAAUACGUGGACAUUCGAGCACCAGCCGUCGCGCCAGUUUGCCAAGAAGGACUACGUCGAGAGAAAGGUUAAGGAGUUGAUCAAAAAGUACUCGAGUGAAAAAGAAAAGGGAGACGACGACGAGGGUGAAAAGGAAAAGCAUGAUGGUGAUGAUGGUGUCACUGAGGACUCUGAAAUGGGAGAGUUGAAGAAGCUGUUGUUGCACAUCUACCUGUUGUCCUUGAGCACCAAGAAGCGCCGGCGCUACGUCGAUGACCUGAUGAGGCGAAACUCCAGCCAGCGGCCGUCGGUCUCGAGUGAGAUGCAGAGGUCGUCGAUAUCCCACGAGAUCCAGAGGUCGUCGAAAUCCAAUGAGAUGCAGAAUCCUGGCUCACCUGUCACGAUACCCAGCCAGAUGGGGUACAAGUACAUGCCAAAUUCAACGUUCUUUGAGCAACAACCACAGCAGAGGACGUCCACAGCCGACCCCAAUUCACGCAUCUUGACCAUGUCACCCACUACCCCCAACAUGAGUCGCGACGCGUUUGCCUCCACCAUGCCGUCUUCUGGCUUCGAGAACUCGCCGUUCCAGAAACCGCAACACCAUUCGCCUUCGCAGAAACGCAGACACCCAGAGCAGACCAAGGAGCAGAACAUUCAGCAGAGCAUCCAGCAGCACCAUCAGCAGCAGCAAAGGUUGCUAGCCUCACGCUCCAAGCCCGUGCAGGCGACACAGUCUACGCAGGCAAUUUUCGGCACGGCCAACCCAUACGAGGCGGUGCUUGCAGCCCAGCCGCCACUGACGUCGCCGUCCAAGUUCCAAGAGUUGCUUUUGGAGAUGAACCGUGAGUACCGAAAGUCGUUACAGGACAGCUAUCAGGUGUUGUGUGCGAGCCUUACCGAGUCGCAGCGGAAUGCCAACCAGGCGUUGAUGCAGAUGAUGCAGGUAAGCCCUGCCGACUCGUUCCAGUCCCCGGAGGACUACUAUGAUCCGUCCGGGAGGAAUGGAAAAUAAGGUGCUAGUUUUCUUGCUAUGCUUUUGCGUCUCAAGUGAAAUUGUUUUAUAUCAAACCGUGUAGACUUGGUAGAUUGUAGACCUGUUGUGGUUACGGAGGUUGAAAGAAGAAAAGAUUUAAUCCGAGA